CAAUUCAAUAUCAAUGAGAAUACAAACACUGAAGAGCAAACAAAAGGAGGCAAAACUGCAGGGAUUGGUCAAUUGAGUUGAAAUAGGAAACAACUUGGUGCGCUUGGGUUCGUAAAGCACUUCAGGACCAUGGAGAGCUCUAAGCUUUGGACGAGAGCGGUAGUUUGCACAGCGCUGCUGUCCAUCCUAUGUGGUGCUGAAACGAGCGACUCAGAAAUGGAAGUGGAUUUGGAAACGAGAAACAUUCACGACUUCUAUCCAAGAAAUCCGAAUCUAACGAACGAAAAACGUCUUCUUGGAGCUCUACACGAAGUUCUCAAAAAACUGCAGACCAAAAGAAUUAAUCCAUGGGAAAAGAAAUUUGGACAAGUUCCCACGUGCGACGUGGGGGAGCAUUGCGCGGUGAGGAAAGGCGCUCGAAUCGGCAAAAUGUGCGACUGUCCACGGGGAGCUUUCUGCAACUUCUUUCUGUUGAAGUGCUUGUGAAUGUAGGUUGUGUGGAUUCAACCCACUUUCAUCGUGUUAUUUAAGCGAGGGAUAAUAAUGUAACAUAUGUCAUUAUUUUUAUGAAUAUUUUUCAAAUACAGGCUGACUAUAAUUGUCAAUGUUAUAGUGGGACCACAAAUUAGAUAAUGGUACAUGCUAUCGUUUCCUGGAGUUUGAAGAAACGUGUCACCUAAGUGUUACUGAACUCUCCAUAUUGUCCAUUAAAGUGUGUCACAACGUA
Molecule: messenger RNA, 727 nt
Organism: Coregonus clupeaformis (lake whitefish)
Lineage: Eukaryota; Metazoa; Chordata; Actinopteri; Salmoniformes; Salmonidae
Gene: cart2
Product: cocaine- and amphetamine-regulated transcript 2
Exons: 3
Coding region: 130-486 (118 amino acids)
Biological process (GO): negative regulation of appetite; cellular response to starvation; adult feeding behavior
Molecular function (GO): neuropeptide hormone activity
Source: RefSeq, a predicted model, not a curated record